This is a messenger RNA of Coregonus sp. 'balchen', 12783 nucleotides long. The record is from the annotation of a GenBank genome assembly. Lineage: Eukaryota; Metazoa; Chordata; Actinopteri; Salmoniformes; Salmonidae.
AAUAGUCUUCAUGCUGAUCACCGUGACACUCUCUGUUGUCUAUUUCAGAUUGAAAGUGGAAUGACAAUGACAGUUCCCUUGCCCGUGAGAGGAGGCUACACUGGAAUACAGCUUUUCUGUGACCAAAACAAGGGACCCUGAAGGACCACAGCCUGUGCGACAGAGGACUUGCAUUGUGGAGCUUUUGGGGAGAGUAACAGGCAGUACACUUGGGUAAAGAAACACUAAGGCAAGGUGGAGAUGUUUGCCAAACUGAAAAAGAAGAUUGCUGAGGAGGCAGCCACAGCCCCCCGGACCGGAGUCCGCAUGCCUCGCUCCUACAGCAAAGAGUCCAUUACGUCAGUGGGGGCAGACUCAGGGGAUGAUUUUGUAAGUACCAAUAUUGUUUCCUGACUGUCACUCUGUCCAUGCCAGUCAUCUUUUGAACCCACCAAGAGUAGUUGGUCACAUGACACAAAACACAGUCACACACAAUCCUGUUCGCCUAAGAAGUUUUCCCACACUAUUCUACAAGGGGGACAUCAUGGAAGAAGAGAAGGGAGGUUUCUUUGAAAUUAUUACUUUUGGCCUCUAAUUUGAAUAAGCUUACACUUUGCACUUACGAAAACGCAAACAAUGAUAAUUUUUAUCCUGUACACGCUCAAUUCAACAUAGGCUAUUGUAUUAUUAUAUUACAGUUUUCUCAGUGUUUAGAGAUUAUUUUAUGAGAUGGAUAUCUAAUAAUGGCUUUAUGAAUAUCAGCAAAAUAGUAGGCCUAAUGUACAAGAUUUACAGUAUGCAGAGCCAGGGAAAGAGCAGUAAAGUGAUUUUCUGCAUUUUUAAGUUUGGUGUAAUUGUCCUUUAUUAACUAGUAUGCCUGCCUAUAUUUUUUGACAUUGCCUUUUGGAUUAUGAGUUGGGUCUGUGAGUCAGCUAGCUUAUUGUUAUAUGGUUGGGUGUGUCUGGAGAUUGGCGUCCAGAAGCCAGUGGAUGCCAUGGUUUAGUGUAAAUGUACGAGUACAAUACGAUGGCUCUUUUGUCAAUGAUGACAUUAAUUUAAAAAUUGUAGGCGCAAACCUGUGUAACAUUAAGGCGCAAACCUGUACAACCUGAAGCCCUGCUCGGGUGUCGGCUCUGCAAUGCUCUGUUCACUUGACCAAACAUGACACAUAGGCACUAUAACACACACACACACAACAUUUAUUUUCUCUUUUGGAGAAGGUAGCUUAACAUACUAUAUGUUGAGACAGUUCAGGUUACAUUUUGAUUAGGCUAAUCAGUAAUCAAUGUGAUGGUGUUAUACCACAUUGCACUGUGGUACAGGGUUACCCAGAUCCAGUCUUCUGGGGCUGAUGUGUAUUUAAGUCAUAGACUGGCAAGAAGGUCAAAUCACCUGGUAGACUAUCCCUUGUCAAAUUUGUAGUAAGCUAAAAUCAGGAUGACAUCAAGUUAAAGUAAACACACUGAGUGAGGUACCACUGAUAUGAAAUGUAGUUAUUAUAGCAAUAAUGGACUGGAGCCUGGCCUGUAGGCCUUACAUCAUGUGCCACCUAAGUCAUAGCAUUGGCUGGCAUGAACAAUUCACUUUUGUGUGGGUGGGAGGUGGGUGUAUGAUGGAGUGUUAUUCUAUGUAUGUUGUGUCAAUUGAUUUUAUGUAUUUAUGUGGAAGCAGCAGCACUCUUUAAUUGUCCAAGUCAAAUUUCCUUUCGGGGACAAUAAAGUAUAUCAUAUUGUAUAUACACUGAGUAUACUAAACAUUAAGAACACCUGCUCUUUCUAUGUCAUAGACUGACCAGGUGAAAGCUAUUAUCCCUUAUUGAUGUCACUUUUUAAAUUCACUUCAAUCAGUGUAGAUGAAGGGGAGGAGACAGGUUAAAGAAGGAUUGUUAAGCCUUGAGAAAAUUGGGACAUGGAUUGUGUAUGUGUGCCAUUCAGAGGGUGAAUAGGAAAGACAAAAAAUGUAAGUGCCUUUGAAUGGGGUAUGGUAGUAGGUGCCAGGCAUAGCAGUUUGUGUCAAAAACUGCAAUGCUGCUGGGUUUUUCACUCUCAACAGUUUCCUGUGUGUAUCAAGAAUAGUCCACCACCCAAAGGACAUCCAGCCAACUUGACACAACUGUGGGAAGCAUUGGUGUCAACAAGGGCCAGCAUCCCUGUGGAACGCUUUCGACACCUUGUAGAGUCCAUGCCCCGACGAAUUGAGGCUGAUUUGAGGGCAAAAGGGGGGGGUGCAACUCAAUAUUAGGAAUGUGUUUCUAAUGUUUGGUAUACUCAGUGUAGAUCUUGUCAGUGUGAUAUUUCAUAGACUCUACAACACCCACAACAUAGAUGUUUCUAAUACCUGCUGACCCAUUACUAUGGAAGCUCCAAUGUGACCUGCUGUGCUGAUGAGGAGCCCUAUGUUCUGUGUGUUUGUGUUGACCUCCAGGCCUCUGAUGGCAGUAGCUCCAGGGACGACCUCUCCUCCCAGAUCCUCAGAAGGAAUGAUCAGAUUCGCAAGCUAGAGGCCAAACUAUCAGGUAAGACAUGUCUGUAUGGAGCCAGUUUAAUCAGAGUAGGAUGAGGUGGGUGCACCUAGGCCUAGACACUGAUCUAAGAUUAGUUUUGCGUUUCCCCAUUCAAUAGUUAAGGUUAGGUUUGGCAGUGGGUAAGCUGAUUCUAGAUCUCAGGUUCACUCAGGUCAAAGGUCACAUAACCAACGGGUGAUGUCUGGUUUCAGACCUCAAGGUUUUUGUUCUCAACACUGACCCUCAUAAGGUAUGAUUGGGGUAACUUUUACAAAGUUUCUUUAUUCUUUACCACAUACCCAUCUGGUGAACGUUAAGAGCAAAUGCCAUGGCUUUUAGUCUACCUUUGUGGGUUCUGUGUGUCUUCUCUCCCAGAUUAGUGUGAUAGCUACUCCUCCCUCAGACGUGGUGUGUGUGACCCAUUAGAAGAGGUUAAAAGUCUCACAUCCUCAUGUAGCCUCUUAACCAGGAUGGUUUUCUCAUCUAAGAAAAUCAUUUUUUUCUUUCCUUUUGUAUGCCUCUCUUCAUUUAUUUUAUUCCUCCUCCCCUGUCCCUUUUACCCUCAUCCACCUAUCCCCCUUUCCUGGGUGUGUGUGUACUUGUGUGUUUCUGUGAUGUUGGUAUCCCAUCACCCCACCUCCUGCCAAUAGACUACGCUGAGCAGCUCCGACUUAUGCAGAAGACCAAGGACAAGCUUGAAAUUGCAUUAGAAAAACAUCAGGAUUGUACGUACCUUUAUUCUCCUCCCAUUUUGCUUCCUUUCUGUCUCGUUUGUUUGUCUGCUGGCUGGGGUAAUGGUCACCCUAAGCACAAUCAGUCGCUCACGGUGGGGUUGAGAAUCAUGCUGUCACUUCUAUAGAUUUCCAUAUCAUUUUUGUUGAUGAAACCAAGGACUUACAUGCUUGUUCACAUAGAAUUGUUUAGAAAUGUUUGUGGCCCCCAAGUAGCGUUGCAGUUCUUGACACAAACCGGUGGGCCUGGCACCUACUACCAUACCCUGUUCAAAGGCACUUAAAUAUUUUGUCUCUUCCAUCCAGCCUCUGAAAUGCACACAUACACAAUCCAUGUCUCAAUUGUCUCAAGCCUAAAAAAUCCAUCUUUAACCUGUUUCCUCCCCUUCAUCUACACUAAUUUAAGUGGAUUUAACAAGUGACAUCAAUAAGGGAUCAUAGCUUUCACCUGGUCAGUCUGAAAAUAGCAAGUGUUCUUAAUGUUUUGUAUACUCAGUGUAAGUCCAUAUGGGAUGUCUGUGUUGGCCAUGCUUAGACGCACUGCUUGCCUUUGCUUCUGGGGAACACUUAGCUUGGCUUACUGGACACAUUCUAUGGUCAAUUGUAUCACCCUUUCACUGCUAGCAGCUACUAACCACUGACAAUUCCACAACCAGCUGUUUGAACCAAGCCAUCUUUGGCUAGCCUGUUGUGUUCAUCCUCUUUCUUUCUUUCUUUCUUUCUUUUUUUAUUUGUCUUUCUUUCUUUUUUUUUCUUUUUCUUUCUUUCUUUCUUUCACUCACUACCCAGCCUCCAUGAGGAAACUGCAGGACCAGAAUGAGACUCACCUCGCCAAUAGAGCCAAAAUGGCCGAAGGUAUGGCUUUGGCCCUGGACAAGAAGGAUCAGGUGAGCAUCAUAUCCUUUGCACCACAAGGCAUAUGUUUGUGUGUGUUUAUAGUUAGAUUAAUUCCAGUUUUUGUCUGUAGGAAUGGAUAGAAAGGAUGUCUACGCUGGAGCAGGUAUGCUAACGUCUAAACUGCAUUCUAACAUGGAACAAAAAUUCUAGGUUCUCAUUCAGCCAGCCAGUCAGUCUUUGUCUGUGUAGACAAGAGAUCUAACUGGGGUCAUCUUGUCUGUUCCUCAGGAGAAAGAGUCUCUGUCUGUGAGGCUAGAUGAUAUGAUGGAGCAGAGCCUUACUCUGUUCCAGAAGAGGGAUGACCUGGACGAGCUGGAGGGCUUCCAGCAGCAGGAGCUCGCCAAAGUCAAACACAUGGUAUGCAAUACGGACAACAAGAUCCCACUGUCUUAACUCUAACCCACCACAUUGCAUGUAUGAGGAAAGUCAAACAUACACUUGUCAGUUUGUGCUUUAUCUGUCUGUCUAUUCUGAUCCAAGCUGUAGCUGUGUCAGUAAUGAUCCAUCUUGGUUAAACACCACUUUGGUGGGAUCAAACGUUUUCCUAUUACCCUAGACAAUAAUUGUAGUUAAACAUUUGUUAUAGUGAAGUCCUUUUUGUGGUUGGUUCUGUUUUGUUAUGGUAGUUACUGAGGAAGGAGGAGCAGCUGGGCCAGCGGGAGCGAGUGCUCCAGCAGAAGGAGGCUGAGCUGCAGAUGGCCAAGAAGGGUCUGGCCGAAGCCCAGGAGAAGCUGCGGGCUCUGGGAGAGGUGCAUCAGGAAAGUUGCAGGCUCAAUACGGAGCUGGAGAUCGAAAGGUAAGGACAGGACACAGAGAUUGCCUUGAUAAUGCCAUGAAUUCAGUAGUUGGACAGAUGCUUGUCUUGAUGACUGAAAGUAAUGACCUUACUCAUUGUAGAGCUUGCUCCCCUCAGAGUUAGUAUGCCAAUUCUCUUGAUGAAUUCUGCCUGUUUUCUUCUGGGUUGUCUGAGGUUUUGGUGUUUGUCUAACAGUACAGGGUGUGUGUGGUCUCCUUUUAGAGAGGAGCUGCUGGAGGUCAGGGAGGAGGCUGAGAAGAAGAUUACUGAGCUGGAGGGCAGAGGCCAGAACCUGCAGAAGGUCAUCCAACAGGUAUCUGAGGACUUCCAGAAGGUGAGCCCUCUAACCCAGAGAUAAAUCCUUUACCAAAAUCAUUUCACUGUAUUGAAAUGGUACGGAUCUGUAAUGACAGCAAGCUAAAUGUGAUAAUAUUUAAUAAAACAUUUCAGAUUGUAGUGAUCUAAUUGUGUAUGUUCUCAGUCGCGGAGCGCGGCAGCAGCUGUAGAGAAGUCUCUCCAUACGUUACAAACGGAACACAAUGCCCUGAAGCUGCAGCAACACAAAGUAAGACCAGAACACCAUGCAACUCCCUAUAUCUACCCCCUAUUCCUCCUCCUCACCCUGCCCUGUGGAGGGAGGUACAGUAUGCUGUGUAUUGACCCAAUCCUCUCUCUCCUUGCUGUGGUCCCCAGGCUACAGUGACUGAUGAGGACAAGGAGCGUGUGCUGUUGGACCUGCAGGAGAAGAUCUCCUCUCUGGAGAGACGUCUGCAUGGCAACCUGAGUGAAGACGAGCUCCUCCAGGAGCUGCUCAAAGAGGUAACUACAACAGCUAAUCCUAAAGACAGAGGGACUCCUGUGGAAUUAGUUUAAAGAAAAUACCAUAGAGAAUGGUGAUGCAUUUCUUAGCUCCUUUUUCCUGUGUGUUGUUGUGUAGAAGUCGACUCUGGAGCAGAGGCUGGAGGACACGAGAGUUGAGCUGCUGGAGGCACGCACCAACCAUGCAGACACGGUUAGCUCUCUGGAGACUCAGGUAAACAGCCCUCUCUCUACCUCUUCAUCAGCAUGAUAUACUUCUUCACAUGCUACUGGGUUAGAUGGUCCAUUAGUUAACAGUAAUAUGUGAAAAACUGUAUGAACUCGUCUGGUAAGCCUCUGGUAAGCAUACUAUAUCUCUACUCCCCCAGAUAUCCAGACUCAACAACAAUGUGACUGAACUACAGACCCUGCUACGACACAAAGACGACUCUUCCAAGAACUACAGAGAGAGAACGGACGCGCAGGUAAGAGAACAGACACACUGGUGGGAGAGAACAAUGUAAGCAUUUAAGACCUGUGCUCUCUCUACCUUCAGUCUCUCACACACAGCCCCAUGUCUCGGUCUCAGAUUGCAGGUCUGGAACAGCAGGUGCAGGAGAGCAACGAGAGGCUCAAGAACACUGAGCAGCAGAUCACUGACAAACAAGCACGUCUGGACAAACUGGUAAAUAAAUGUCAGAUUACGGUGGAAGAUGCUCUACCACCACUGUUCAUAAAUAACGUUGAACCUGAGGCUGGAGCAAAUGCAGUUGAAGUUUUUUUCUUUUUCUUUAGGCUGAUAAGACUUUUUCAUGUCUCCUAUGGCAGAGACAGUUAAUAUGAGUAUGUGUGAUGCUGAGACUGCCCUUUCCCCUGUGACCCCAGCAGGCAGAGUGGAGUGUGGAGAGGGACAGUCUGCAGCAGCAGGUGUCUGCAGAGCGGCAGCAGGGCCAGGAGAGGGCAGACCGGCUGGAGGAGCAGCUCUCUGCACUGCAGACAGAGAGAGACACAGAACACACCUCUGCCCAAGCCAGGAUUGUGAGUUACAGUUCUCUGCUCUCACUUGCUCUGUACAUUUUAAUUCACAAAACUGUUCUUAGUGACAUGUGCUGCAUAGUUUUAUAACCCGAAUGUUAAGGUAAAUUGUCACUUUGGUAUUUGAUAGAGUUUCGAUGCAGACUCUGAUCAGCUUAUCCAUUGGUCUCUGUGGAUUGUUAAUUGUCCAUUAUCGGUUGCCAUGUAAUUUGAUCUCUGCAACAGGGCAUGAAACUGGACUCUCAAACAAGGCCAUCAAAUAUUUAUCUGUUGAUAUUGGACUAAUUUCUGCUUUUCUUUCCUAACAUCCCUUUCUUCUCGCUUCUCUCUACUCACCCACUCUCCGAACCUCCUCCCUGCCUCUCCAACACCUCUCUCUCUGUCUCUCUCUCCCUCACCCACCUCCUCUCGCCCGCCCCACCCACCGCUGCAGGGAGAGAGCUGCAACUCCAAACCACCUCUCUGGCUCCCCCAACCAUCCAUCUCUCCCUCACCCAUCUCUCUCGCGCGGACCCUCCAGAUCCUCGAGUCCCCCACCACAUUCAACUCUCUCCUCUCGUCCCAGCUCUCCCGCACAUCGGCGGCCUCAAACCCACCUCCUCGGACGACCCGAACCUCGUCGGCCUAACACCACCCCCAGCCACCUCUCCGCUCUCUCCCCACACCACUCUCUCUCUGCACAUCUCUCCUCCCCCAACCCACCGCCUCUCUCUCACCACCGUCUCUCAACCCCACCUCCUCGGGCUCUCUAUACACCACUUCUCAGUUUCGCCCCAACCCCAUCUCUCUGAUCCCUCCUCAACAAAACCAUUCUGAGUCACCACCUCACUACCUCCUUACCCCCCGCCCCUCUCCCUCCCACACUCCCCGACACGCGCUCAUCUCUCCACGCCGUCUCCCACCACCCCUCUGUGUCUCCUCGCCCUCACCCACCUCUCGCUCGGUCUCUCCUCUCAACCCCACCGGCCUCUCGCUCCCGCUAACCACGCCGCGCGGCGCACCCACCGCCUCUGGUCUCGUCGCGCUCCACCCACCUCUCUCGCCGCACCGCCUCACACCCACCUCUCUCUCGUCUCGCGCAACCCCCAUCGUUCGCGCAUCACCCCCACCCCACUACCACCGCGCCUCGCCGCGGACGCAAACCAUCCGUCCUCUCUUGCACCCACCACCCCGUCUCGCUCUCCUCACCACUUCUCUCUCUCAUCCCACCCACUCUCUAUCUCUCUCUCUCCCUCAUCCCCCCUCCUCUCUCUAUCUAUCUUCUCUCUCCCUCACCCACCCUCCUCUGCUCUUCUCCCCACCAUUCUCUCCUCCUCACCCACCCUCUCCUCUCUCUCAUUCCCCCCAUUUUCUCUCUCUCACCCACCUUACUCUCUGUCUCUCUUCUCUCUCUCAUCAUCCCAUCUCUCUCCUCCUCUCUGCCCUCUCCUCUCUCCCCUACCCACCUCUCCCUCCUUUCCCCUUUCCUCUCCCCACUCCCCUCUCUCACCCCCUCUCUCCUCUCUCUUCUUUGCUCUCUAUCUCCUCCCUCACCACCUCUCUUCCUCUGUCUCCUGCUCCUCACCCACCUCUCUCUCCCCCUCUCGCACCCUCCCACACCCACGUGCUCUCUCACCCUGUCCUCUCUCUCAAACACCCUCAUCUCCCCAUCUCUAUUUCUCCUCUCUCUCCCCACACACCCUCUCUUUCUCUGUCUCUUCUCUCUCUCCCUCACCCACCUCUCUCUCUCGCUACCCCACCCACCUCUCUCUCUCUGUCUCUCUCGCUACCUCACCCACCUCUCCCCCACCCAUCGCUGUGUUGUAUUUCCCAGAGUGAGUUGGAGGAAGAGAGAGCAUCUCUGCUGAGGGGGAGGGAUGAAGCUGACGUGGCUCUGAGGAGUCGGGCAGAGGAGCUGGAGGAGGCCAGGGUCAGACACACUUCCUGCUUAAUAUUAGGCAGUCAGUUGAAAGCAGGAAGUCACAGAUUUCCUGAUAAACAAGAUAUAUUCUUUCAAUGAAAUUGCAUUCUUGAGUCACUCCAGAUGUUUUGCAUGCUGUGCCACACCAUUUUUAUGACAAUAGCUACUACAUUAAAACUCCCAAAAAAUGGUCCUGUUGCCCAUCCAAACUGGGUAAUGGUGUCCCUAUAUGUGUCCCCAGUCGGAGCUGAGUAGCAGGCAGACAGUGAGUGUGGAGAUAGCCAUGGCUCUGGAGGACACCAGGAGACAGAAGGUGGAGCUCCAACUACAGGUCUGGAGACACAUCAUACAUACUUACUAUCACAUCUUACAUUUUUACUGUACUCUUUGAAAUAACAAACAACAUUCUUUACACUGUGUUGGAACAAGGUUUUAAAAAAUUGCAUAUGCAAUUGCAUCUGCCUUAAUCAUACUCAGGCUGUAUGGGAGUGAUCUGUUACAAGGCCAUGAAUUCGGCUUGUGUUGAUUAUGUGCUCAUAAAUAGAUGAUAAUGUUACUGUCUCCUUUUCCAGGUAGGAGAGAUGACAGCGUCACUUCAAACAACAUCGCAAGAACUGGCCCACGUCACUGAGCAGCUGAAGCAUAAAGAAGAGGAACUCCAAACACUUAGCAAUGGUAAACACAUUCUCUGUCCACAGGAGCACUUUUCCUCUGUCUCCCAUGCUAUGUGAAUUCAGAAGUUGUAGUGUUUGUCUGAUGUUCCCUUCCAUGGUGUUUGUGUUGCAGAGCUGCAGAGUGCCCAGAGCUCCCUGUCCCAGCUGCAGGAGGAGGCGGAGAGGCUGCAGGAGGCAGCCCAGGAGAGGGAGGAGGAGAAGGACAGCCAGCUGGUCAGCCUGAGGCAGGAGCUCCUAACUCAGAACGAGCAGUUGGACUCUUGCCAGUCACGGGUCAGAACACACACAGGGAGCACAGCCAUUAAGCUUUUAACUCACAUACUGUACAUAAGUCAAAAGUCUGUCAUUACAUAUCAAGUUAGGUCUGCAUGUCUGUUGUUGAUUGGACUUUGUCUGUGUUGUCUGACUGUGCUUCUGUCUGUGUCCCUCCCAGGUAUCGGAGCUGGAGGUAGAGGUGGAGACCCUGACGUUGCAGCAGCAGACUCCAGAGCUGUGUGAACUGGACCAGAAUGGGACCGUGACUGUGGACGACCUGGACCACAUGCAGAAGGCCAACCGAGACCUGGAGCAGCAGCUCAGUGACAAGAACAAGGUCAGUACUGGACGAACCAGAAACCAUGAUCACCACACAGGCAUGGUCAGAUAAUCACUGCUUGUCUGAAAUAACUGGAGCAGGACCAUUUCAUUAUUCCUGUGAGUUUUGUGUGCUGUUAUUGAUUGGAUGCCUGUUGCUUUACAGACCAUUAAGCAGCUGCAGCAGAGGCUAGCAGAGCUAAAGAGGACCUUGCAGAAGGAGCUGGUGAGACAUUUAGAUACCUUAGUAUGGGUAUUGUAUUGUAUUUAAAUCUAAUAUUUUUUUCAGUUCAUUAAAUAUUGUCCAUGUGCUGAGUUCUGUUUGUGUCUGUGUUUCUGGUGCAGAAGCUGAAACCUGAAACAGAGUCAGAUGGGAAAGAGAGGGCCCAGGAAGGGAGAGGAGAGAGGCAAGAGAGGCCAGACAGAACCUUUACAGAGCCCACUCCAGGCCCGGCCCCAGGCCCAAACACUACUGUCACCAACACCUCUGAUCUCAAUGACUCACGAGAGAUCAACUUUGAGUACCUCAAACACGUGGUGCUAAAAUUCAUGUCAUCCAGAGAGGCUGAGGUGAGAGCAGUCCACCUGGUCCUUGUAAUAGCUAGGCCAUAUACACAGCUAGGCCAUAUACACUGAGUGUACAAAACAUUAAGAACACCUGCUUUUUCCAUGACAGACUGACCAGGUGAAUCCAGGUGAAAGCUAUGAUCCCUUAUUGAUGUCACUUGUUAAAUCCACUUCAAUCAGCGUAGAUGAAGGGGAGGAGACAGGUUAAAGGAUUGUAAAGGCUUGAGACAAUUGAGACAUGGAUUGUGUAUGUGUGCCAUUCAGAGGGUGAAUGAGCAAGACAAAAGAUUUAAGUGCCUUUGAACGGGGUAUUGUAGUAGGUGCCAGGUGUACCAGUUUGAGUCAAGAACUGCAACGCUGCUGGGUUUUUCACGCUCAACAGUUUCCUGUGUGUAUCAAAAAUGGUCCACCACCCAAAGGACAUCCAGCCAACUUGACACAACUGUGGGAAGCAUUGGAGUCAACAUGGGCCAGCAUCCCUGUGGAACGCUUUCAACACCUUGUAGAGUCCAUGCCCUGAUGAAUUGAGGCUUUUCUGAGGGCAAAAGGGGGUACAACUCAAUAUUAGGAUGGUGCUCCUAAUGUUUAUUAGGUACACCACCCCGUUCACGAAAAUGGAUCGCUCCUACAGACAGUGAGUCACGUUGCCGUGGCUUGCUAUAUAAAGCAGGCAGACAGGCAUCGAGGCAUUCAGUUACUGUUCGAUUGAACAUUAGAAUGGGCAAAAUUAGUGACCUAAGCGACUUUGAGAGUGGUAUGAUCGUCGGUGCCAGGCGCGCCGGAUCCAGCAUCUCAGAAACGGCCGCCCUCCUAGGCUUUUCACACACUACAGUGUCUAGGGUUUAUCGGGAAUGGUGCAGCAGUCCUGUGGGCGAAAACAGAUCGUUAAUGAGAAUGGCAAGAAUCAUGCACGCAAACAGGCGGGCCACAAACAGACAAAUAACACGGCAUCUUGGAAUGCACAACUCAUCGAUCCUUGUCACGGAUGGGCUAUUGCAGCAGACAACCACACCGGGUUCCACUCCGAUCAGCUAAAAACAAGAAGAAGCGUGUGGGCACGCGAUCACCAACACUGGACAACUGAGGAGUGGAAAAACCUCACCUGGAACAUGACAGCGAGUUCAGUUUACUUGAGUGGCCUGCGCAGUCCCCAGACCUUAACCUAAUAGAGCAUCUUUGGGAUGAGAUGGAACAGGCAGUUCGCAGCAUGAAUAUACUGCCAAGCAUGGACCAUCAUCCCUGUGGAAUGUUUCCAACACCUUGUAGAAUUUACCGAAGAAUUCAGGCUGUUCUGGAGGCAAAGAGGGGUCCGACCUGGUACUAGAUGGGUGUACCUAAUAAACUGACCGGUGAGUGUAUCUGAUGUCUAUGGUCAUGGCUGAAGUCUAAAUCUCUCUCUCGCUCUGUGUCCCCCUCUCUGUAUCUUAGGCCUAUCAGCUGAUCAAAGCGGUGUCUGUGUUGCUGAACUUCACUGGUGAGGAAGAGGACAUGUUGAAGCAGACUCUGGAGUACAAGGUGGCUUUCUCCUUUCACACCUUGUUUCCCUGAAACUCGUGUCAAAUGAAUGGGUGUUAUGGCCUGUAUACCACAGCCAGUGUGUAUCAAAUUAAAUAGACCAUGACACUAUUUUGUCCUCAAUUUCUUAAAUGUACUAGCUAUCUGUUGUUUAUUUUAGAAUGACUUAAGCUGCAUCUGGAGGGAAAUUGUUAUUUUAUAGAGGAUACUAUAACAUUCAAACCCAUGUUUUGCUACCUAUAGACCCUUCACCAGUUGUAAUACUAGUUUUAAUAGUCCAGUGAUAUUUAAUAUAAUCAUAACUAUCGCUGUGUUUUUCAGAUGUCCUGGUUUGGAUCCAAGCCUUCUCCAAAGGGUAUUGUUCGGCCAUCAGUUUCAGGGGCACCUACUCACUGGAGCUGAGGGGACAGAGAGAGGAAGAGAUGUGGAGAGGACAGAGACACACACACAUGACUUUUAUCAUGUUCUUGCAUGACUUCUCCCAUCACUGUGGCAACCAAAUGAACAUUGUAAAGAGGACACAACCCAAGCUUUAAAAUGGUUUCUGACAUGACACAGAUUCCCAUGUAGCUCUUCAAGAGAACAGAGAAAGGCUCCACAAUGACUUAGAGGGGCAAAGUCUUGUUUUAUGGUCUGUUCAUUUUCUGGAUGGGUGAUUUUAUUUACAAGUAAAAUGGUUAAAGCAGACAAGGUGAACACUUAUCAAAUGGGUCAACACCAUAAGAGAAACCCUCCUCCCUCCCUUUGGAAUGAGGUUAACAUUAGAUCUAACUCUGUGAUGGACUCAGUAGAAGUACACUACAUGACCAAAAGUA